Amaranthus tricolor (Joseph's coat) is the source of this 3266-nucleotide messenger RNA. RefSeq lists its product as uncharacterized. The coding region runs from base 2427 to 3062 and encodes 211 amino acids. NCBI's taxonomy places the organism in Eukaryota, Viridiplantae, Streptophyta, Magnoliopsida, Caryophyllales, Amaranthaceae. The record is from RefSeq and is a predicted model, not a curated record. The transcript has 2 exons.
AGUCGCUAACUUUAUGAUACCAAAUUUAACAUAUUCUCUUUGUAUAAUUAACUGUGUUUCAGCUGUUGAGAGAACAAUCAAUAUUCUCAAUUGUGGAGGUGAGAAUGUUUUUUAAGGUUCACGGUAGAUAUGAACCACUGAGGAGGUUUGAGUCGCUUUCCUAGCUGUUUCACUAUGUUCUCCUGCACAAGGAGCAAACGUGGGCCGGAGAGGGGUCCUUCGGGGGUCCUCCUCCGAUGAUUAAGUAGGUAAGGGUCUUGAGAAGAUUGCUAUGAAAGCUUAAUAGAAUAUAUUUGUGCGGGUUUAUGUGUCAAAAGAUUUGUGACCCUUGGUGAUGCAUGGCAUCGUGUAUUUAUAGUAGCGGGUCUUAGGAGAGGAUCCCAAAACCCUAAUGGCCGUUUUGGCUUUUACCUUGAAUGGAAUCUUUUUAGGGAUCAGUGGAGAGAGAAGUAGAAUAUCUCGUAAGCCUAUGUGGCAUUUGGUGAUAUGUUGAUCUUUGUACCAUGGUCCCCACUCUCUGUCUUUUAGUACAUUUUCCUAGGUAGGGUACGAGGUAGGUGUGUUGCCUUGCCUUAUACAAGUGUUGACAGCUUUUUCUAAGUACGGCUGUAGUUAUCUUAUGCCAUGUCAUUAUAUUCGGUGCUUUUAUUCUGCAAGAUUAACCAUCUUGUAGGUAUUUUCGUUCCUCUAUCGUUCUGCAGGAUUAACCAUCCUGUAGGUGUUUUAUGCUCUUUUAUCGUUCUGUAGGAUUAACCAUCCUGCAGGUAUUUGUGCUUCUUUAUCGUUCUGCAGGUAUUCAUGUUCCUCCUUCAAGGUCUUAUGAUUAGGGGUCAUGUGUUCCAGCACAUACAAUUUGCCCCUCAAGCCUAUUGGGUAAUGACAGAAGGAGUCAACAAGUCUGAUUUUGGUUCAUGUUCUUCCUUUUGCGUGCUCUUUAGAGUUGGGUGUCUAUUUUUGCAAGUUUUUUUGUUUUUGUUUUUUGUUUUUGUUUUUUUUUAAAGAAAAUUUCCGUUUCUUUACUCGUCUUUUAUUGGAUAUAUGGUGUCACUAUCCCUAUACAUGCCCCUAGUCCAUGUGCUUUAGUAGUCAUGCUAAAGGAAAUGGACUAUAUACUUGUUUGAAACUGUGUCCGAUUUGCAUUUUCAAGAUAUUGUGUUUCAGGGUGAUAUUUGCAGGAUGUUUUGUUUCUAGGAUGAUAUUAGCAGGAUGUUGUGUUUCGAGACGAUAUUAGUAGGAUGUUGUGUUUCGAGACGAUAUUAGCAGGAUGUUGUGUUUCAGGACGAUAUUUUGCAGGACGUUGUGUUUCAAGACGAUAUGACUGUUGUGUCAGGGUCAUUCGGGAUUUUAGGUUGCUUGGUUUUUUGUAGUAUAUAUUUUGGGAAACAGAGGCAUGGAGGUGACAUCAUUAAAUUAUGCCUCUUUCCGUAAUUUAACUUGUGACGAGCAUUUUUAGCUUGUUGAGGACGCUUCGACACGCGUUUGGUUGAUUCUCUUCGAUUAUCUGCGAGCUAAAUCCUGUACUGACGCGUGGAGCCACUUGCGCUGUACUGUUUCGUUUUCCAGCCUUUUUGUUUUCCUUUACUUCAGUAAUUUCAAAUUACUUCUAAUCAUGACCGUUUAUUUUCUCAACAGUUAUUGUUGAGGCAUGUAUUGAGAAAUCUAUAAAUACGCUCUAGUUUUUCACUUCAUAACCUUUAUCGACUCUUGAAAUCCUCUUUCUUCUUUAAGCAAACUCUUUAUUUUUUGUUGUUUGUGAUCUCGCCAUCUUUGUGUUGUUCUUCAAACAUUUAGUUUUCUCGAGUUUCUUAGUUUUCACUUUUCUUUAGAAUAUGGCUAGGAAGAAGAUGAUUAAUGCAACUGCUACUGACCUAUCUUUCGAUUUUCACUUGAACAAAUCAUCCGACCCGGUUCGCAACCCAUUCCCUUUGGCCAAUAGGGUCGGGGACCCAGACAGGGCUCCUCCUGGCUGGGUACGGACUGAAUGGGAGCAUCUGUAUUGGGAUGAUGCUUUCCCAGUUUCGACCUCGUUGGAUUUGUCUGCUGAGGCUUCGAUAACUUUUAGUUUGUUGGACGUAGAUGAGUCUGAAGGCAAGUUAUAGCAAUCUACGCUCUCCGAGAAGAUAUUGGAUAUUAUGGUUGAGGGGCGUCUUCAGUUCGUCAUUGAAGAUAGGUUUCACCUAUCUCGUGAACAAGGUUACUGCUGCCGUUUGGGAGAGCCCGACAUGCAGGCACAUCAAAUAAUUGUUACUACCUCCCCCUAUACCGAUGUCUUUAUUCCUGUAAAUUUAUACCACUUCGUCUUUGGGUUACGCUUUCCUAUGCAUUGGUUUUUGCAGAAAGUUUUAUGUUUUUACCAGCUGUCUUUGAACCAGCUGAUGCCUCAAGCUGUGAGGAAAAUUAUUUCAUUCAUCUGACAUUGUGAAUAUAUGGGUUACCCUCUAACCUUGGAUUUAUUUAGGUCCUUGUUCAAGAUAGAACAAGGGGGAAACAAGUCGUAUUACUUGGCUAAGGUAGUAAAUGGGGCGACAGUGGUCGUCCCUGAUUUGUCCGAUUUAAAAUAUUAUUUUGACAAGACUGUAUGGGUGAGGGUUCCACUUACAGUUGACCACCCAUACCAGUACAAUCUUCCAAUCUAUUGUACCACCCCUGUACUUCAUCCUCUUCUAACCAUGGAUGAAGUCAGGGAGUUAUCCCGCCUGGAGAGGUAUGCCUUUCUCCACUUUCAGGGGUGGACAAAUGAGUCCACCGCGCAGGAGUACAACCACAAGUGGCUCUGCCACGAAGCUGUGUUGCGCAGGGAGCCGGUGCUGUCCUUGGUAGAAAUGUCUACCUUCUUGACUUCCGAAGAAUUUGGGAGUCAGGUCCAUUAUACCAACCUUGGUAUAACUCCCCUUGGGGAGUUUUUCAGGCCGGGUCCUCCUGAGUGCCCUGGGGAUGCUAAGAGGAGGUUAUCCAAUGACUACCAGUUGGAGAUCAGAUCUCUAAGGCCCCGACCCAUGUGGCCGUGGCCGUGGCCGACUUUCAUCUGCGGCUUUCUGAUGACUAUUAUCAGGAUUCGCUAAUGGGCAAUAGCGCGGUCGCUUCCUUCGAUAUAGAUCAGGUGGUGCCCCCUGGUAAACAUCGCCAGCUCUGUGGAGUGGGUAGGGUCCCCCACUUCAAAGUACAUUCAAUGAUGUGCUAGCUUGGGUGCAUUCUGAUUUCAACCUCCUCUCUCAGGAGUUUUUAACAAGACCAGAGAGAGAGGGGUUGAGAUUGGCUGCCCCUAC